CAUUUGGUGACGAACUCCCUGAAGUUAGACACAAAUUCUUUUUAACCUCUUCACAAUAUUUUAAUUGAAUAUAAAAUGGUUUUAAUAGUAAAAUUAAAACACGAUCAAUGAAAGUUGAUUAUUGAACGAUGUUUAAUUAGAGUUUAUUGAAGGUUGAUUUUUCCUAAAAAAAAUUUAUGUUCAGGGACUAAUUGUUAGAACGUCUUGAUUACUGUAUACAUAUUCUGAUUCCACAAGUAUUGCGAAUGACAUUGUUUAUAGUUUGCUUCGAUCUAAAGAAAAUGUAAUAAAUUACUUUUUUAGAAGCAAAUACAACGUUUCAAUGAAAUUACUUGAAUAAAAUGGCAGAUAAUAAUGUUCUGUUUGUUCGAGGAAAUGGAAAUGACAUAAAUGCAGACAACGAAGAUGUUUGGGACGAUAGCGCAUUAAUAAAAGCAUACGAUAAAGCGGUAAAUUUAGCAAAGGAAGAGGUUGUUAAACGAAUGGGUAUGGAACCGCAGAAGACUCAGUCUAAACAAAAGCUACAGAAUGUCAAACAAACUCGACUUCCAAAUAAGCAGGGCAAGAAAUGGAUUGUGGGAGCACCUUGUCGGGCAAUAUAUUCAGAGGAUGGAGAAAUUUAUGAAGCUAUAAUAACAAAAAUUUAUGAAAACACUGGGACUUGUAUUGUAAAAUUUAUUGUAUUAAAUUCAGGUUAUGGUAAUACGGAAAAGGUAGAGUUGAGUUCCCUGUUAGAAUCAGAAGGUUUGCAAAGUCAGAUAGCGCAACAAAAGGAUGCUUUAGCAGAAAAAUUUAGCGAAGAAAAUACUGAGGCUGAUGAAACAAAUUUCUCUAUCAAUGCAAAUUCUAAAAGAUAUAAUGGAGAAAAAAUGGACUGCGAAUCCGAGGAUGCAAAAACCUACAAGCAUCACUUCAUGUCUGGACCAUCUUUUAAUUCUACAGCAGAAAUAAUGCCACCUGCCCCACCCUUACCACCUCAAUUAAUGGCCAAAUUACCAGAUAAUGAUGCAGAUGCACUUUCAAGUAUGUUAAUGUCAUGGUAUAUUAGUGGUUUUCAUACAGGUUAUUAUCAUGGUUUGAAACAAGCAAGAAACAAUCAAGAGAAAAAAAAGAAUUGCUGAUUGUAUACAUUCUUUUUCACGCAAAAUAUAAUUUUUAUAAACUUA
Megachile rotundata (alfalfa leafcutting bee) is the source of this 1166-nucleotide messenger RNA. RefSeq names its product survival motor neuron (gene Smn). Lineage: Eukaryota; Metazoa; Arthropoda; Insecta; Hymenoptera; Megachilidae. Gene Ontology annotation, cellular component: cytoplasm; nucleus. Gene Ontology annotation, molecular function: RNA binding. Gene Ontology annotation, biological process: mRNA processing. The record is from RefSeq and is a predicted model, not a curated record.